AUGGUUUCAAAUAAGCCUGUCGCUCUAAUUGUUGGCGCAUCCAGAGGUAUCGGUCGCCAAGUCGCCAUCGACAUCGCAUCUAAUGGUUACGCCGUCGUUGUCGCGGCAAAAACUGCCAGUGACCCUUCAAAUCUGCCAUCACCCUUUCCGCCAAAUCCAAAUUCAUCUGCCUCGACAAUCACAACCGUCGCUCAUGAAAUCACUUUAGCAGGAGGUGAUGCUACAGCUAUUCAAGUAGACGUUCGCUAUCCCGAGAGUAUAGACUCGUUGAUCUCGCAAACCAUUUCUACCUACGGCCGUCUCGAUGUCCUCGUCUACAACUCAGGUGCUAUAUUCUGGGCUCCAGUCUCAUCAACGCCUGUUAAACGCUUCCAGCUCAUGCAGCGUGUUAACCCAGAGGGACUAUAUGCAACCAUUCAAGCUUCUCUGCCCCAUCUUUCCUCUGCAGGCCGUAUCGUGGUUGUCAGUCCACCCAUCUACAGCCGUUUCUUCCGUGGUAAAGCAGCUUAUGCCAUGGGCAAAGUUGCUAUGAGCGUCCUUACAAAAGGUCUUGCGAUAGACUUUGAGCGUGAAGGGAAGAACGAUAUGGCUAUUACUUCUAUAUGGCCAGCUGUGGCUAUUGAGUCUGCUGCUACAGAUCAGUUCACUCGCAAGAACCCAGAAGAAGCUAACGACCUCCGAAAAGCAACCAUCUUCUCUGACGCCAUCCUCGCCAUCCUCAAAGCCUCUCCAUCCGUGGUCAACGGCGAACUGUUACUAGAUGAAGAUUUCCUACGUGAACAUGCAGGUGUGACAGAGUUUUCCAAAUAUAACGUCGUCCCAGGCGCUAGACCACGCAGAAUCAUGCCCAAAUCUCUUCCAGACUUGACAGUAGCAGAGCAGGCAGACGAGGGCAAAAGGUACGACAGCACAAAGAAUAGAGCCAAACUGUAG
This is a messenger RNA of Fusarium coffeatum, 933 nucleotides long. RefSeq lists its product as uncharacterized. Gene Ontology annotation, molecular function: oxidoreductase activity. The coding region runs from base 1 to 933 and encodes 310 amino acids. Lineage: Eukaryota; Fungi; Ascomycota; Sordariomycetes; Hypocreales; Nectriaceae. The record is from RefSeq and is a predicted model, not a curated record. The transcript has 4 exons.